AAUGUCCCGAGGGAGGUCCCAUCAGUGGAAGAAUAGUUCCUCUUCUUGUAUCUUACAAUACAAUCCUCAGACUUACCCUUAACACGAAAAUUAAGGCUAAAGAACAAUCUCGACCAAAGCAUAGACUUCUCAGAAGCUCACCCUUUUUCAUGGCCUGAAUCCUACCAAGAACGAAUCUUGAAAGGUACAUAUAAAACAAACAGUCAUGCUUCUGGUGCCACCAAGGGCCAGAUGUUGCAGACGCACCCUUUUGUUGAGAGACUUCUGCUGAUUAUUCGUUUGGGGUGCAGAAAGAACACAUGGAUGAUGGAAAUGCUGAGCUUUCUGAUAAGCUUUCAAACAAUGUUCUAUUUCUGAAUCCAGAGUCAUCUAGCAGUUUUCAGGCUUCAACAUCUGUGAACACAGUUCCUGAAUUAUGUAGGAGUAGCAGCAGAACAUGCACCCACACUCACACUUGCAACCCACCUGGCCCUGAUGCUGCUCACACACACACAUGCUAUCACACUCACACCCAAAUUUUUGCACCUGAAGAUGAUCACCACAAGGAGCACCACCACACCAACUCCAAACCAAAAAGGCCUUCUGGCAACCGAGAAGCAGUUAGAAAGUAUAGGGAGAAGAAGAAGGCUCACACUGCAUACUUGGAGGAGGAAGUUAAGAAAUUGCGUUUGGUGAAUCAGCAACUAGCAAGGAAACUACAAGGGCAAGCACUUCUUGAAGCAGAAUUGGCAAGGUUGAGGAGCAUUUUGGCACACCUCAAGGGGAAAAUAGACAGUGAAUUGGGUGCUUUCCCCUUUCAAAAGCAGUGUAACUCUUACAUUUCCAAAGAAGGGAAUGCUGGUUUGCUUUCUACUGCAAGAACAAUUGGCCUUGAGUGUCAGAACAACAUGACAUGCUUCCAUCCACAUGCAGGAUCAUCAUCACAGGCCAACAUUUGUGCAUAUGGAAAGUCUGUGAGUCCAUGGGAAGGAAACUGCCAACCUGAAAUUGUAGAUUGUGAUGUAGAUGCAAAUAACUUGACCAGUAAUGAAGGACAAACUGUGGAGACAGUGGAUAACUUCUUGUCAUCUGCAUCUCAAGAGUGAUGGUUUAGCCACACAAAUGUCUUUCUCCUGAGAUAUUUUCCAAUUGCUGUCAGUGAUAGUAGGUAAGAUGAUGUACAUUUAGUUAGUAUAACCUAAAAGGUUUGUUUGUUACAUAAGUCAUAUGAAGUUUGCAUUCUGCAAUCUAUAGGAUAUGUAUGUAUAUAGGCAAAGUAUAUUUAGAGAUUUAUACAAUAUGUAUGCUAGCACACAUAAAUUAAGUGCUUUACUUGUUGAUAAACAGAUUUUGUUGUGUAUUAAGUUUGUAUUGUUAAAUAAACUAAUACUUCAAACUA
This is a messenger RNA of Vigna unguiculata (cowpea), 1378 nucleotides long. RefSeq names its product basic leucine zipper 24-like. Lineage: Eukaryota; Viridiplantae; Streptophyta; Magnoliopsida; Fabales; Fabaceae. The record is from RefSeq and is a predicted model, not a curated record. Gene Ontology annotation, molecular function: RNA polymerase II cis-regulatory region sequence-specific DNA binding; DNA-binding transcription factor activity, RNA polymerase II-specific. Gene Ontology annotation, biological process: regulation of transcription by RNA polymerase II; DNA-templated transcription.